This is a messenger RNA of Ilex paraguariensis (yerba mate), 2274 nucleotides long. Lineage: Eukaryota; Viridiplantae; Streptophyta; Magnoliopsida; Aquifoliales; Aquifoliaceae. The record is from the annotation of a GenBank genome assembly.
AUAAACCGACACAAUUGGGUUUUGAGCUUUUUACCGUUAAACAAACACUUUGACCCUUCAAUUCCUUUCAAAUUGUUCAGUGAUCCCCUCAGUAACUUCCCUUUCCAACUCAAAAACACAACAUGAACUCACCCACCAUCGAUUGUAUCCAAAACUACGAACCCAUGUUGAAAGAAUCCAUCAAUCAGUUCUUGACCUCAUACCGAAAUGGAAUGUCAGAUUUCUCUGAUUUCGAAUCGAUUUCCUGUCGGUUUUUCCAAGCAACGGCCGACCCAACUCUCGAAAUCAUCUGGUUUUACUCAGCAGUUGUAUGUCACCGCUCUAAGUCAUCAACCCUUACACUUCAAGAACCUUCAAAGAAAAUUUUGUUGGCUAAUGACUUGUUUCAGUUUGUACUUUCUUGUUCGACCCCUUGUGAUGGACUAAAGAAAGUUGCUGUACUUGCUCCGGUUGUAUAUGAAUUACACAACUUACUAUGUGAAUUUUCGAAAAAAGAUUUGUGUCUGAAGACAGGGAUUGAGGGUUUAAUAGAGAGGAUUGUUAGUUACAUUAGUUUAUGGUGCGGUAAUGAUACGAAAGACCAAGAAAAAGGGUCGGAUAAUUCGAUGGUGCGUUUUCAAGAUUUGGUACGAGUUUGGACGGUUGAUCGCAUUGGGGAGAAUUGUAGAUUUGGGGAUGUUUUAAAAGUGUUUUUUCCGCUUUUGAGUGAUGAGGUUUGUAAUGGGUUGAUUAAGAAUUGUAAGAUUGGGUAUCUAGCUGGGAUUGUUAUGAAUGAGGUGUUUUUGUUGAGCCUAUAUUUGAAAUUUGAUUUGGGGGGUUCAACCGAAGAAUUGCAGAAGGACCUGAAAGAUUGGGCGGGUCAGACCAUCAAUGGGUUUCAGAAUUAUUACUUUCUUGAUACACUUCUCAGAAUGCAGUUGGAGCCAAGUUUCCCUGUCACCACCCUAUUGAGUCUUAGGGAUGCAGUUCUGCUACGGAAAAUGCUGUUUGAUACUGUGAUAUUGGUUGACUAUGCGUUUAUAAAUACCGGUAGAUGGACUCAGCUACCUGGCAACCACUUAAAAGAUUUAGCUCUGCUAUGGUUAUUAGUUGUUGACAGUGCUAUACAGCUUGCUAGGGUAAAUCAUGAGCAAUCCAGGGUCAUUUCAUAUGAAAAUGCCUUCUCUGAAUCUAUCUUGCCCACUCAGCUAAUUCAUUGGGUCACUACUCAAACCUGCAUGGAUGAGAAAACUAGGAGGCCAAAUAUUUCCACUCCUGAAACUCUUAUUAGUGAGUUGCUUCUUUCUUUUACUCCCUUGUCAGUCACCUUAGUUUUCCAGCCUUCAGCUCCUCCGAAGCAGCUUGUCUGGUUACAAAUCUUUACAUCCCAUCUGAUAUGAAUUGAUGCCCUAUAUGUUGGCAACAGCUGAAUGCUGCACUGACCCUAAUUUACAGGUUUUUUUGUCCCCUUCUUUUCCCCUUCUACGAGUGUUUCUGAUUUGCUAACCAAACAAUGCUAUGAGAGGAUGAGCUAGGUAGAAGCUGCCCUGUUCAUUAGUGGCUAUUGUUCCUGGAAGAUAAAGGGCAUCGAGUAAUUGAUCAUAACAUAUUGAAUUUGCAUCCUAAAGCUGCAAUUUGGAUGUCAAGAUUGGACUAUGAGUGCCCUGAAUCCAAGCUAGAUGGUAAAAAUCCCAGUGAGAAUAUCUUCUUCAAAACUGAAAGAGGGGAAGAUAAAGUCAAUGUGGAUCAAGAUAUGGUUGAUUCAUUGGAUAAUGCAUUUCCAGCUGCUCACUGCAUAGGAAGUUUAACAGCAACUGAAGGGACAAGAAAACGCAAAGAAGGAACGAGAGAUGGAGAAACACAGGUUAAGCUAGCCAAAUAUAGCCUCCCCAAAAAUUGUAGCGGGCAGAGGAUUUUCCCUUCUUCUGGUAAUGAUGGUUUGAGCAGUGGUGGCAGGGUUGAAAAUCCAGUCCAUGGUCCUACUAAUAGGAGUGAAGUGCACAAUCCUAUGUCUGAUGAAGAUAUGGAAGAUAUGAACUGAUUAGAAAUUGAGGCAACAAUUUUUUUGCACAGGAAAGAAUAGUUGGGUGUUUGCAAUAUUCGAUCGUGAUCAUGCUCCUCCGUUUUGGUAGUAUGAGAGGGGGCUCCGUUUUGGUAGUAUGAGAGGGGGCCAUAUGAAUUACACCAAGUUCCUCGGCUUCUAGUUUGUAUAAUUUUUCCUCUGUUGGGUCUGCUAAAAUGAAUUACACCAUUUCUGCAACUUACCCACUCCAUUGUAGAGGGAUGCUUUGCUUA